Adineta steineri is the source of this 807-nucleotide messenger RNA. Lineage: Eukaryota; Metazoa; Rotifera; Eurotatoria; Adinetida; Adinetidae. The record is from the annotation of a GenBank genome assembly.
AUGAAAUUGCGUAGAUUAACGGCUAUGAUUAGUACUAUCAACGAUUAUUCAGUUUUAAAAUGGCCUUUAGCAAUAACAGCUGUUUUGGUAACAAUUGUGUCACUUCUUCUUCUAUUAAGUUUUUGUUCUAAUACUUGGUUUAAAUAUGAAACAACAAAACAUACUCGUUUAAUUUCACGUGGUUCAUUUGGUUUAUGGGAACAUUGUGAUAGUUAUGGCAAUAGCUCAAAAAUUCACUGUAAUACGCAUACAAGAGAAACUCGACCUCAAUAUUUCAGUAUUAUUGUAGUAUUAAUUUCAUGUGCAUUAUUUCUUAUUAAUUUAACAUUUUUUCCAGCUUGGGUUGCAACUAUAUUUGUACUCUAUAAUGCAAGUAAUCGUUAUAUACCAUAUAUUAUUGUUUCACUUUGGAUUAUGUUUCUUCUUACAUUGGCAACUACAGCUAUUCUUAUAUGUGCAUUGAUGUUUAUUGGAUCAACAUCAUUUUAUUCGCCAGGAAAAGUUCAGAAAGGUACGAAAACCAGUAGAUACUCUAUCAGUUCGGGAUUACUUCAGAUGUUUGCGGCUACAUUAUUAGCAAUCGUUUGUUUAACUUUAGUACUUGUAACAUUAAUUUGGAAAAAAUUUAUUGAUGUAAAAUUACAUGAAGAUGAGAAAGAACUUUAUAAACAAUUAAAUGAUGAUAAUUUUCAACCAGGUUGGCAUAAAAUUAUCCGAAUACCGCGUAAAACAUCAAUAACACAUACCGGUAAUCUUAAUACACCGCCACCACCAUAUCAAUAUGAUAAUGACGGAACAGUUUAUUAA